Papaver somniferum (opium poppy) is the source of this 2432-nucleotide messenger RNA. Its product is annotated as glutamate receptor 2.7-like. The transcript has 9 exons. The record is from RefSeq and is a predicted model, not a curated record. The coding region runs from base 1 to 1884 and encodes 627 amino acids. Lineage: Eukaryota; Viridiplantae; Streptophyta; Magnoliopsida; Ranunculales; Papaveraceae.
AUGGCUUUGCUUAAAGCAGGGUGUAGCAGGAAACUCUUAAUGGACUCACCUUUUGUCAGAAGUCAGAAAAUGUUUUUGAAUUUGCUUUUCUUUUCAGCUUUAGUCAGAAGUCAGAAAAUAUUUUUAUACGCAUGGGAAUCUUUCUUUGUUAAAAAACAGUUUCUCUUUAACUAUUUCAUUUUCUUCUUAAAUCUCUGCCAAGCUCUUAGAGUACCUUCUUUGUAUGCUACAUUGAGGGAUUUGGUGGAGGCUCUCUGGAGGAUAUCAUUAGUUUCCAAAUAUGGUUCUGCUGGUUUUGAUAAGGAAACCAAAGCUCCUAAAUCUCUCUACGAGAAGUGGGCUGUUGGUGAUUGUGCUGCAACUCUUCAAGGAGGUGAAGCCUGGAACUUAGGCUUGGAUAGACGCCUUCUGCAGACUCAAGUAGAUGAGGUAUGUUCUCUACUAACUGGUAUUGUUAUGGGUGAUAAUUCAAUCAAAUGGAAUAUGGAUAAGUCUGGUAUCUUUCCGGUUAGCUCUGCCGCUACUUCUAUAAAUGGAUGGACAAUUUAUUAUCACUUGGCAUUGGAAUAUUAUCAACAGUUCAAAACAGGAGGCCAUGGGAUAACAGUGAUGGCCGAAGAUGCAAAACAGGUUGACGAGUUUAAAGUUGGAGUUGAUUCGGAUGUACCCGAGGUUAAGGCUUGCCUGACUUCCAUAAACAUGGCUCUCGCUGACCUGAAUGCAUCAACUGGCAAGAGAAGAUUGUCUUUCCAUUUUAGGAAUUCUAAGGAAGAUAUAGUAGAAGCAGCUUCUGCUGGGCACUUUGCAGCUAUAUAUCUGAUAAGAAAGAAAGGAGUGCAAGCUAUCAUUGGACCAACAACAUCAGCACAAACUGUUUACAUGAUGCACCUUGGAAACAGAUCUCACGUUCCAGUUAUCUCUUUCAGUGCAACAAGUCCUUCUAUUUCGCCAGUUGAAAAUCCUUAUUUCAUUCGCACAACACUAAACGAUUCAUCUCAAGUGGGCGCUAUUGCUGCCAUUGUUAAAUAUUUUGGAUGGACAGAAGCUGCACCUCUUUACGCAGAUACCGAAUAUGGGAAAGGUAUUAUUCCAUAUUUGGUAGACGAGCUUCAAAAUAUCAACACCAGAGUUCCUUAUAGGAGUGUAUUUCCAAGUGCAGCUACGGAUGAGCAAAUAGACGAUGAACUUAAUAGAUUAAUAAGAAUGCAAACUAGAGUAUUCAUUGUGCAUAUGACCGCGCCACUCGGAGUGCGUAUUUUUGCUAAAGCCAAAGAACUUGAUAUGAUGGCUGAAGAGUACUGUUGGGUAAUCACGGAUGGAUUGGGCGAUUACUUAAGUUCAUUUAGUAAUUCUGUUCUUGAUACAAUGGAAGGAGUAAUAGGCAUAAGACCCUAUGUUCCAGAAUCAGAAAAGCUCAAGUCAUUUAGAGUUCGGUGGAAAAAAAGGUUUCAACAAGAGCACCCAAAUAUGAUGGACAGGAAAUUAGAUAUGUUUGGCAUAUGGGCAUAUGAUACGGUUGUGGCAUUAGCCAGCGCAGUUGAGAAACUUGGAAGUCUUAAUCCUAAAUUCAACAAGAGAAAUCUAACAGCUUUAGAUUCAAGCGAUGUGGAGAGAAUGUGCGUUUCGCAAAUAGGCCCUGAACUGUUGGGAAAAAUUUCAAAUAUCACACGCAAAGACGCCAUGAGUGGGACAUUCAAUAUCGUCAAAGGGCAGUUGCAGAACAAUACCUUUGAAAUACUCAAUGUCGUUGGAAAUGGGUAUAGACAAAUUGGAACAUGGACACCUUCAGAUGGUAUUAUAAAUAAUACUCCUGGCACAAAUAAAAGCAAAACAGCAGAUACAGGUAAUUUAGGCACUAUUAUAUGGCCUGGAGAUCCAAAGUGAGCUCCAAAAGGUUGGGAAAUCCAAACAAGCGGGAGAAAGUUACGAAUUGGGGUUCCAGUAAAAAAAGGUUUUACUGAAUUCUUGAAAGCAACACUGAAUUCAAGUGAUGUUAGUGGUUACACUGUAGAAGUGUUUAAUGCUGCAGUAAAUAAUCUGGGCUAUGACGUUCCGCAUAAAUUUAUUCCUUUUCCUAUUAAUAACAAGAGCAAACCUGGAAGUUACGAUGGUCUUGUACAACAAGUGAUUGAUCAGAAAUUUGAUGCUGCGGUUGGAGAUAUUACUAUCACAGCCAAACGAUCAAAGUUUGUUGAUUUUACAUUACCGUAUAAUGAAGGUGGAGUUUCAAUGAUUGUGUUAGCAAAACAAGAUUUGAGUAAGAAUGCUUGGAUAUUCCUCAAGCCAUUAGAGUGGAAACUUUGGGUAACAACAGGUGCUUUCUUUCUUAUCAUUGGUGUUGCAAUUUGGAUUCUCGAACACAGAGUGAACCGCGAGUUCAGAGGAGGGCCACAUUCUGCUUACCAGUUGGGCACAAUGCUUUCGUUCUCCUU